Fonticula alba is the source of this 2232-nucleotide messenger RNA. RefSeq lists its product as hypothetical. The transcript is spliced from 5 exons. Bases 301 to 2175 code for a protein of 624 amino acids. Lineage: Eukaryota; Rotosphaerida; Fonticulaceae. The record is from RefSeq and is a predicted model, not a curated record.
CCCACACGAGUCUCUGCCGUCGGAGUUCCACCGUCUCGGGAAAGCUCGACUAUCCUCCCUCCUCCUUCUCAGCCCCACCCAUAUUUGCCCUCCCCCUCUUCCCUCCCCCUGUGCCCCCUCUCCUCCUCGCCUGCCGUGUGACCCGCUUCCCUUGCUGCGUCGGAAUCUCACGAAGGACACCUUCCCUUCCGAGGAGCUUGAUUCUCGCCCUGCCCCUCCUCCUGCUUGGUGUUUUCCGGUCCUCUCUACUGAUCGCGUCUUAACCGACCUUCAGUUUAAGGUCCCUGCCCUUGCGCAAAUAUGUGGACCCUCUACGAUUACUUCAUCGUGGUGCUGAUGCCCAUCAUGGUGGCAUCGUGUGCUUUCUACUCGUACCGUAUCCGCCAGGAGCCGGUCCGCGCGCGUGGUUGGCUGCUCACGGCCCUCACCUGCUUCGGUUGCUUCUUCCACUCGAUUGCCCUGCUGCUGAGCAAGCGCCCGGGCAUCAGCUGCCACCUGCCCUACACCUCGUCCGUCAUCUCCAGUGUGCUCUACGGUUUCCCGCUCCUGAGUCGUGGUUUCCAGCUGUACAUCUUCAACGAGUACCACACCCUCGUGCUGCGUGACGAGCUGACCACUCGUCGGUACAAGAUUAUUCGCGCUCUGCGUAGCAUCUACAGCACCGGCUGGCAGCUGGCCAUCUACCUGUUCAGCGCCCUGCUCUUCGGCGUCAUCGGCCACCUGCUGUGGCGUCAGACCCCGAAUGCUCUGCUUCCGCCUGGGGAGUUCGUCGGUGGCAACCCCCGUGUUGGGUGCUUCCUUGGGAGUUUCCCCGUCACCAUCGCCCUGCAGGUCAUCACCAAGGGUCUGGCCCUGCUGUUGGUCUGGCUCCUGCGCGGUCGUGCUGACACCUACCACAUUCGCAUGGAGCUCGCGAUCUGUCUCAUCAUCGCCGUUGCUCUGAACGUCUUCUGGUUCAUCGUCCGCUUCACCUUCCUCUUCGAUCCCUCGAUCAUCGUCCUUUGGAGUCUCGCCUUCUACUGCGUCUUCAUCUGCCUGUACCCGGUCUACCUGUCCUACACGCCGCUCUUCGUCCAGCUCACCAAGACCAGCAUGUCCCGCUCGGAGGUUGAUCGCUUCAUCAAGGCUCGCGAGCGCAACGCCAGCAGCAACGGCUCCGCCUCCCUCAGCGGUGACAUCAUGAUGGCCGACAUGGGCAAGGCCACCCACGGGUCUGGCGCCGGCCAGGAUACCACCAGCCUCACGCAGAAUGGCGCCGGGUCCAGCGGCAACGACACCGCCACCUCCACCUCCGGGGAUCUGGCCUCGGCCGACAACUAUGCCGCCGCCUCGGGGGCCAAGGCCUCGGAUGGGGCCAAGCUCGACACCAAGAAGACCACCGGCAUGCCCACUCGGAAUACCUCCUCCGGCUCGCGCCCCCGCAUGCGCCGGUUCCUCUACAAGGACAUCAUCAAUCGCGGCACCACCGCCUGCAUGGAUGACUUUGAGAACUUCUGCGUCCGGUCCUGGUGCUCGGAGAUUCUGAUUUUCUACCGGACUGCCGACAACUUUGCCCGUGACUGGCAUGUCCGCACGCCGGAGGUCCGUCACUCGGAGAUGCGUCGCAUCUUGGACAAGCACAUCCGUGCUGGCGCCGACCUGGAGAUCAACAUCGACUCCUCCAUCCGGAAUGAGAUCCUCCGGAAGUUCAAGUCCCUGCCUGAGGUCCCGGGCUCGUCCUCCCCCUCGGUGACUGUGCCGGAUGUUCCGCGCGAUCUGCUGCGCGAUGCCCAGCGCGAGUGCCGCCUGCAGUUGGACAACCUGGUCCGGUCUUGGGCCAUGACCCCGAGUGGCAACCGCUUCCUGGUGGAGGUGGCCAAUGCGGCCGCCGCCGACAUCGAGGAGUCCCAGAAGCAGCGCAAGGCCAAGCAGCGCAAGGAGACCGCCGCUGCCCUGGCCGCUGCUCAGGCCGCUCCUGGGCCCUCUUCUUCAGAUUCCCCGGCCCUCGAGGGCGUCAUUGUCGAGCCUGCCGCCGGUGGGACUCCUGCCGCCGCGGCCGAGCUCAACACGGCCGGCGCGGCCUCCGGUGCUGCUGAGCAUGCGGAUGCCUCGCUGCCGAUGGAUGCCGCGACCGGCAAGGCCGACGCCCCGGCCGACGCUGCGUCAUCCUCUACCCCAGGCGAGGCUGAUGUGUAAGGCUCCUGCCUGGCGCCUUUCUCUCUCCCCCCUUCCCCUGCCCCCCCCCCCCCCCGC